CAUCUCCUUCCAUAAUCGCCAACCCCCAGAAUCUCACUCAAAAGAUAAGAAACUUUGAUUUAAACCCAGAAGAAACCCCACAUCCAUUCAAAACCCUUCUUCUUGUUCCUGCUCAAAGCAAGAGAAAUUUGUUUACCACCAUGUGUCCUCUGCGCUUCAUCUUGGUCUUCUUCUCGGCGGCUUUGGCCGGCUAUUUCGCCUGGACCACCGUCAACGCCUCCACCGAUGCCUUCGCCGAGGCCGACUUCUCCAACGAUUCAACGGCUGAUGCCAAGAAGCAGCAGGAAUCCAAUAUGUUCAAGGUGAUUCAGAAUGGGUUCUGGGUGUUCGUGGACAUGGCCAGCGGAAGAUACUUGUGGAGAAACUUCAGGGAGAUGAAAGACACAAUGAGAAAGCUAGCUGAUUGAGACUUGAGAGUUGAGAGCUAGCUUACCGCCGCCUUUUUCCGCCACAAGGAGACACAACUUGUUGGUCGACCGAUGAUCAUCAUCCAUCUAGUUAGCUGUUCUUUUCUUCUUUUUUGCGGUCUCUGAUCAGUAGUUUUGCCAAUUGUAGCUACCUGCAUAAGAAA
Messenger RNA from Linum tenue, 571 nucleotides. Lineage: Eukaryota; Viridiplantae; Streptophyta; Magnoliopsida; Malpighiales; Linaceae. The record is from the annotation of a GenBank genome assembly.